Molecule: messenger RNA, 1897 nt
Organism: Pleuronectes platessa (European plaice)
Lineage: Eukaryota; Metazoa; Chordata; Actinopteri; Pleuronectiformes; Pleuronectidae
Product: chromaffin granule amine transporter
Exons: 16
Coding region: 1-1563 (520 amino acids)
Biological process (GO): aminergic neurotransmitter loading into synaptic vesicle; xenobiotic transport; transmembrane transport
Cellular component (GO): terminal bouton; synaptic vesicle membrane
Molecular function (GO): xenobiotic transmembrane transporter activity; serotonin:sodium:chloride symporter activity
Source: RefSeq, a predicted model, not a curated record
AUGGCGUGGCUCCAUCAGAGUCGAGCUUCUCCCAGACUUGUCCUGGUGGUGGUGUGUGUCGCACUGCUGCUUGACAACAUGUUGCUUACAGUGGUCGUGCCAAUCAUCCCAACAUUCCUCUACGCCCUGGAGCAUCCCAGUCCGGAGCCCCAGACCGCCCAGCCCUCCCUGCUGCCCCUCCCCAGCCACAGAGCUGGUCUCCUGGGGACAGACACGGAGACGCCUGUCCCCACCUCCUCUCCUCUAGUGUCUCUGUUUGACAACACGACCUUCAGGCUGCAGGAGAUCCGGCCCAAGCCGACCUCUGACCCCGAGCUGACGCACCAGGUCAACGACACCUCGGCUGCUACAGACUCCCCUUGUCUUCAGGACAGGUGGUUCCUGGAGCAGGAGAAUGUCCGUGUAGGUCUGUUGAUGGCGUCCAAAGCUCUGGUCCAGCUGUGUGUCAACCCCUUCGUGGGCCCGCUCACCAACAGGGUCGGGUAUCACAUCCCCAUGUUCGCUGGAUUCUUUAUCAUGUUUGUGUCGACCAUCAUGUUUGCGUUCUCAGGGACGUACGCUCUGUUGUUCUUCGCUCGCUCGCUGCAGGGAAUCGGAUCGUCCUUCUCUUCGGUUGCAGGUCUGGGUAUGUUGGCCAGUGUGUACACAGAUGACGAGGAGAGAGGCAUCGCCAUGGGCAUGGCACUGGGAGGACUGGCUAUGGGAGUGCUGAUCGGAGCUCCGUUUGGCAGUGUGAUGUAUGAGUUCGUGGGGCACAGCGCCCCCUUCCUGAUUCUGGCCUUCCUGGCUGUGUUCGAUGGAGUGUUACAGUUGUGCAUCCUGCAGCCUUCAAAGAUCUCCCCCGGGAGCGUGGAGGGAACUCCUCUACUGACGCUGAUGAAGGAUCCCUACAUCCUCAUCAGUGCAGGUUCUCUGUGUUUCGCCAACAUGGGCGUGGCCAUCCUGGAGCCAACGCUGCCCAUCUGGAUGAUGCAGACCAUGUGCUCCCCUAACUGGCAACUUGGUUUGGCGUUCCUCCCCGCCAGCAUCUCCUACCUGAUAGGAACCAACCUGUUUGGUGUCCUGGCCAAUAAGAUGGGACGGUGGCUCUGCUCCAUGUUGGGGAUGUUUAUUGUUGGUAUCAGUCUAAUAUGUGUUCCCUUUGCCACCAGUAUCUCUGGUCUGAUUGGACCAAACGGAGGUCUGGGCUUCGCUAUAGGCAUGGUGGACUCCUCCAUGAUGGCCAUCAUGGGCUACCUGGUCGACAUCCGCCACGCCUCUGUCUACGGCAGCGUCUACGCCAUCGCUGAUGUGGCGCUGUGUAUGGGCUUCGCCAUCGGACCAUCCACAGGGGGCGCUCUGGUCCAGGCGGUGGGGUUUCCUUGUCUCAUGGUGCUCAUCGGGGUGAUCAACAUCCUGUACGCUCCGCUCUGCUUCCUGUUACGGAACCCCGCGGUCAGAGAGGAGAAGAUGGCAAUCAUCGACCAGGAGUGUGUGAUGCACACAAAAAGCUAUAACACACAGAAGGAGAUUCGUGAGUUUCCUCUGAGUGAUUACAGUGAAGAAGAGGAGACGGAGGAGUGACACACAGACACACACACACACACACACACACACACACACAUUCUUCUCAAUCAAUCACCUGAACAACCUUGUUCAUCUUUCAUGAAUAAAAAACAAACCUUUAACAUCGUUACCAAGUAAAAACUGUUCAACUUUCAUAUUUCAGCCAGAAAUAUCUUUUGAUGAUUUAUUAAAUUUGAGAUAACAUGGAGCAUUAGAAGUUGUUUCCAGUGAAAACUGUGUGUGUGAAUUUACUUGAAGGAACUUGAUUGAUCUCCGUGAUUUCUUUGAAUAUUCUGGAGCCAAAGUGUUGGAACUGUUCCUGAAUCUAUAUCUGACCUUUGACCUUUGACCU